AUGGCAGCGGCUAUCGCCAGCUCGUUGAUCCGGCAGAAGCGGCAGGCGAGGGAGUCCAACAGCGACCGGGUGUCCGCCUCCAAGCGCCGCUCCAGCCCCAGCAAGGACGGGCGCUCCCUCUGCGAGAGGCACGUCCUGGGGGUCUUCAGCAAAGUGCGCUUCUGCAGCGGCAGGAAAAGGCCGGUGAGGAGGAGACCGGAACCCCAGCUGAAAGGAAUUGUGACAAGGUUAUUCAGCCAGCAGGAAUACUUCCUGCAGAUGCACCCAGAUGGUACAAUUGAUGGGACCAAGGACGAAAACAGUGACUACACCCUUUUCAAUCUAAUUCCUGUGGGUCUUCGCGUGGUGGCAAUUCAAGGGGUGAAGGCAGGUCUGUACGUUGCCAUGAACGCUGAGGGAUAUCUCUACAGCUCAGAUGUUUUCACACCAGAGUGCAAAUUUAAGGAAUCUGUCUUUGAAAACUACUACGUUAUUUAUUCUUCCACGCUGUACCGGCAGCAAGAAUCCGGCCGAGCGUGGUUCCUGGGACUCAAUAAAGAAGGUCAAAUUAUGAAGGGAAACCGAGUGAAAAAAACCAAACCCUCAUCACAUUUUGUACCCAAACCCAUUGAAGUGUGCAUGUACAGAGAGCCAUCGCUGCAUGAAAUUGGAGAAAAACAAGGACGCUCAAGAAAAAGUUCAGGGACACCAACCAUGAAUGGAGGCAAAGUUGUUAACCAAGACUCGACAUAGCUGACAAACACCCUCCCUUCUUCCAACUCCUCCCCUCCCACCCACCUACCCACCCCACCUGGCGAAACCACACUGAGAUGACGACAACUGAGCAAGGCAGGACCUACCGGUAGUGGCUAGGAGUCCGAACUCCAGAAUCUUCCUUUGUGUAGAACGAGGAAAUCGAACCCCAGAUCCUGCCUGUUGCAACGUUUUAAAAAACAAAAACAACAAAAAAAAGUGAAGA
Molecule: messenger RNA, 958 nt
Organism: Gavia stellata (red-throated loon)
Lineage: Eukaryota; Metazoa; Chordata; Aves; Gaviiformes; Gaviidae
Gene: FGF12
Product: fibroblast growth factor 12
Exons: 5
Coding region: 1-732 (243 amino acids)
Biological process (GO): fibroblast growth factor receptor signaling pathway; positive regulation of cell population proliferation; regulation of cell migration
Cellular component (GO): cytoplasm
Molecular function (GO): growth factor activity; fibroblast growth factor receptor binding
Source: RefSeq, a predicted model, not a curated record